Messenger RNA from Anopheles funestus (African malaria mosquito), 3641 nucleotides. RefSeq lists its product as uncharacterized. The transcript is spliced from 8 exons. NCBI's taxonomy places the organism in Eukaryota, Metazoa, Arthropoda, Insecta, Diptera, Culicidae. The record is from RefSeq and is a predicted model, not a curated record. The coding region runs from base 858 to 2237 and encodes 459 amino acids.
UGUUAUGGUUUUCGCAAAGCUAGCAAAAUCUAAACUUCGUCUUAAUUUAUUUUGUCAUGCUUAUGGUGUGUAUGUGUGUCCUGCGAAUGCGUGUGUGGGUGCUUGUUUAUCUGAAGCGUGUGCUCACGGCAAUGUAUCCAUUCGUCAUCGAUCGGUCAUUUUAAGAUGUGGGUGAAAUUGUAUCGAGCAUAUUCAUAACCAAGACCACUGUAAACCGUAAACCUUUGUCUAGUGAACAUUUACGCUUUAUUACGGUGCAAUAGCUCGAGUGAAACGGUGUUAACAUGCUACCAACCAAGGUGUUUGCUAUAAUUUAACGCUCAAGUGUAUCGGUAAAUCGGCUCAGGAAUGUUUCAUUAAUGUGCUACAGAUCGUAACAACCUCUCUGCGUACGAAUCGUGCAGUAAAGCAAUAAGGCGUGUAUGUGUGUGCACGCACUAACACACACACACACACACGCAUCCAUUCAUACGAAAGGUUCAACGAUCACAGGCAAAAGGGCAAAGAGCGUACAAAGGUGUGGUGAAACGAUAACGUCAAAUGAUAAGCUCAUCGUCAACACCAUCAUCACAUCAAUCACCUAUUCGAUGGGACGCGAGAAACAGAAAUUAAAUUAGCAACGAAAGAAGACGAAAACGACGAACCCUUUAAUUCCAGACCGAAGACGAAAAGAAAAAAAGACACCCGAACCGAACGCAACCCAGCUUAUAGGCAAGGGCAAGGGGAGUUUUCCAUUGAAAGCUGUGUAAUAGAAAGACUGACAUCGAAAAGACAAAUCGUGCCGGAGGAGCACAAAAGAAGGAUAAAUUGGUAUUUUUUUCCCCCUCUUCCCGCCGGAUGAAAAACAUUCGCUUCAUAUGAUUGGUUGUAUGCACGACGGGAACGACGGAUCGUGUCCUACAUGCGGCACAUACUUACAUCCUCCUAAGUCAGACGAAUCGGACUCUACACCGUCCGACGACGAAUCUACCACCAUGGAUGACAGUAACACAUCGUUUCCCGGUUCGGCCAAUCGGUCCUACCCUACCGUUGGCACACCUUCCCAAUACCCGACGGAACCACCGGCUACCGGUGGUCCGGGUGGGGGCAGCAUCGUGGAAGAAAACGCAGUACUGCUCGAAGAAAACCGAAAGCUAACGCGCAGUCUGCUGGAACUGCAAGUGGAAACGGAACGGUUAAAGCAGCAGCAGAAUCUCCUGUCCGGGUUGGGACGGCGCCGGGACAGCCUGAGCGGAUUGAGUUCCACCAGCCAACCGAUCGGCAGCAUGGGUCAAAACAGUCCCGCACCAUCGUACCGGUCCACGGGCAAUUACACCUCGGGAAUUGUGGCGGAUGUGGUGCGCGAGAUACGCGAUAUCUGCCGUGUGCGGGAGGAUGCAACAUUCGAGCGGUUACGCAACCUGCAGGAAAAUCACAUGUGGUCAAUCAACGAUACCCUUCAACGUUUGGCAAAGGAUGUCGAUACGAUGCAGAAAUCUGUCAGUGCGGCACGCAUGGACCUGGAGAAACUCUCCAGCCGUGUGUUACAGCUGGAAAGUAUUGUACUACCACAGACGGCUGUAUGUCUCGCCGGUGCCCAACACAACCACACGAUGCCACUCUCCCCGAUGCCACUGUUCGGUGGUAAUGUGCAGCAAGCACUACUACUACAGCAGCUUCAACAUCAACAAUCAAACUCCUCCCAACAACAACAGCAACAGCAGCAACAACAACAACAUUCCCCUCAGGCAACGGUUCCUUCCCAGCAACAAUACCAUUCGUUUGGGGUGAAUGAACGUUCACCACCAAACAGUGCUGGAUGUGGUGGCAGCAGCAACAUCAACAAUUCCACCAGCAACACAAACAACGGUCUCAAGUCGAGCAGCAACAAUCUCCCGUCUAUGUUACGGCUGAAUUACGGACGGAUUGCAACCACGGAAGAUUUAUACGGUGGUGACGCAGUUACGGUAGAGCUGGGUAACGGUAGUAACGGUAGCAGCAGCACGUCUACCUCCGUUCACGAAGCGUCAACGCGCGUACUAAUGCUGGAGAAGGGCGAGGUGGAGCUGAGACGUGAUCUACAGGACGCAAUAGCGGCCAAGAACGAACAAUCGAAAAAGAUCGCCUACUUACAAAAGGUCGUGAUGGCAUUGCAGAAAAAGGUUGACUCACAGUCGACGGACACACCGAAUGUCGGUGGCGGCAGCAGCAACAACAUUAGCGGCAUUGGCGUGAUCGGACCGGUGACCGAUUUGUAAAUACUGUGCCAUAACAUACUUUAUACAUUUUACACCUUACUCUACCGUACUACUCGUCCGGCUAUUUAUAAUCACGUUACAUCGGUUAGCAGCAAGUGACAGUUACUAACACACGGAACUAAAUAGGUGGAGCACACUAAAACAAGUACAGACCGAGACAGACAAAUGUGUGCAGCAUCAUUACAUACGCAGAAGGGAAGGAUUCCACCACUACGUUAACUUACGGGUAAAAUUGCCUUACAAGUGUUCACGGGGGGUUACUGUGCCACCGUGCAUACCGGGACGGUACUUAACAUAGACAAGGUUAACAUAUUAGCAUGAACGUACUAGCGUUUGUUUUAAACUAAAGAGCUAAAAAGCGAAAAGUGGUACGAAGAAAGAAGAGAUUUACGUAUUUAUAAAUAUUUUCAUCGAGAUGCUUGAACACCGCCGGGGGGAUUGUCGUGCAGUUGAUUUCAAGAGGCGUAUGAAAUGCUCUAUUUACCUUAUUUCUGAUAGCAACAACACUCUACUUGAAGAAUCACAGAACGUCAGGCUUACUAUGUUCCUUUUUUAAAUUAAUUUUCAUGGUACAUUUUUUUAUUUAAAUUUUGAUGAAAUUAUUCUAUCACUGAUUUUGAUUGUUGGUAGUUUCUUUAAGAAAAAUAUUCUCAAAAAAAAGAUUAAAGAAAGACAAUAGGAUAAAUGUUGAUGUACAAUAUGGAAUAGAAAGAGAGUGUUUAUCUUUGGUACUGAAUAUUUUAUUCCAAAACAUAAAUCGACAGUUAAUGUAGUCAGCAAUGAGGUAAACACCUUGAUUUGAAGCAUUUUACUACGCAGCAAUGUGAAAUGUUACUGUUUGUGGUUGUUACCCCUCCCCCUCAAAUGCAAAAAAAAGCAAAUCGAAAAUGCCACCACCCCACAAUUGAGAUGUUAACAAGUAAUAACACCAACGGUUAAACCAAAUUAUCAACUGGAACCGCCCGGAACUACGAAAUUUGUUCGUUCAGCGGCAACCAGCAGUGGCCUUAUAAAGUGAAAACUAACGAAAGUUACGGUGUAGGGUAAGGGAGGUGGAAGAAACGUUUAUCUAACUAAAGUGUUGUAAGUUACCGAGAAGAAGAAAAAAACAAAACAAAAAAAAACCUGAACUGAAAAGAUUCUCUUGAGCGGAUAAAAAAGCGUAUCGCACCGAAAACCUUAGCAAUCGAGCAACCAGCUUAACGAGAUUAUUUCGUAACUGUAGUUUUAGUGAUGUUUCUUAACGUAUAAAAUUGAUAGCAGGCGGAUCAAACUGUUACUGACUUUACACCGAUCCAUACCAUAUAUGAUAGAUAGAGCGCCUAGAGCCAAAAGUUCGAAUCAAACUAUUUAUGAUUGAAAGCCGUUUCAGAAAAUAUGUAAAACAAAAACAAAACAAAUACA